Molecule: messenger RNA, 444 nt
Organism: Entrophospora candida
Lineage: Eukaryota; Fungi; Glomeromycota; Glomeromycetes; Entrophosporales; Entrophosporaceae
Source: the annotation of a GenBank genome assembly
AUGGACACUGAUAUUAUUUGUGAAAAUGAUAGUAUAAUUGAUGUCUAUAAUUCAUCAGAUAUAAAAGAUCCUAAUAAUGAAUUAAGAAUUCUCAAUGCAAAGAAUGACCAGCUCAUCUUUCAGAAUAGUGAACUGCAAGAUCAAAACCUUGAUCUUAAGAACCAGGCUAAUGUACUUGAUAGUAAUAUUUCUGAGCUUAAUAGAAAUAUAAUGCUCAUUAAUGCAAAGAUUGACCAACUCACCCUGCAAAAUAAUGAGCUGCAAGAUCAAAACUUUGAUCUCAAGAACCAGAAACUUGAGCUUAAGAACCAGGUUAAUGAACUUGAUAGUUGUAUUUCUGUGCUUAAAAAUAAAAAUGUCACCCUUAAUCCAAUAGAUACCAAUAUUAUUUGUGAAAAUUUUAAUGUAUUUUCUUUCCUUACAGGAUAUGAUGCCACACCUUGA